AUGUUCCUGGUUGGACUCACGGGUGGCAUCGCGUCGGGGAAGAGCACGGUGGUGGCCAUACUCCGGGAACUGGGCUGUGCCGUGAUCGAUGCCGAUGUUAUUGCCAGGGAGGUGGUGCAGCCCCACUUCAAGGCCUAUCGGCAGAUAGUGCAUUACUUCGGCACCGAGAUUCUCUUGGAGAGCGGAGAGAUAAAUCGUGAGGCUCUAGGAAACAUUAUCUUCUCCCAUCCGGAGAAACGGCAGCUGCUGAACUCCAUCACCCACCCGGAGAUCCAGAAGGAGAUGCUGAAGCAGAUCGUGAAGUACUUUGUGCUAGGCUACCGCUACGUGAUCCUUGACAUCCCUCUGCUCUUCGAGACCAACAGACUGACCAAGUUUAUGAAAUACACGGUCCUGGUUUACUGCGACCCGCCGACACAGCUCUCCCGGCUGAUGAAGAGGAACGGGCUGUCCCAGGCGGAGGCCGAAGCUCGCAUCACCUCCCAGCUGCCACUGGACAAGAAGUGCAAGUUGGCGAGUCACGUCAUUGACAACUCCGGGGACCGGGGGAGCACGCGCCGGCAGGUCCUCAGGCUGCAUGCCCACCUGGAGGAUUCCCUGGAUUUCCUCUGGGCGCGGCUG
Messenger RNA from Eurypyga helias (sunbittern), 621 nucleotides. It is a transcript of the gene DCAKD, whose product is annotated as dephospho-CoA kinase domain containing. The record is from RefSeq and is a predicted model, not a curated record. Gene Ontology annotation, molecular function: ATP binding; dephospho-CoA kinase activity. NCBI's taxonomy places the organism in Eukaryota, Metazoa, Chordata, Aves, Eurypygiformes, Eurypygidae. The annotation marks the transcript as partial. The transcript is spliced from 4 exons. Gene Ontology annotation, biological process: coenzyme A biosynthetic process.